This is a messenger RNA of Cyprinus carpio (common carp), 2267 nucleotides long. RefSeq names its product matrix metalloproteinase-24. Gene Ontology annotation, cellular component: extracellular matrix. Gene Ontology annotation, molecular function: zinc ion binding; metalloendopeptidase activity. Gene Ontology annotation, biological process: proteolysis; extracellular matrix organization; collagen catabolic process. NCBI's taxonomy places the organism in Eukaryota, Metazoa, Chordata, Actinopteri, Cypriniformes, Cyprinidae. The record is from RefSeq and is a predicted model, not a curated record.
UGACGGUGCUGCAUUCGCUCGAGCGCUUCAGCGGCGCAGCAUCAUUUCAACGCAGCAGUUUGAGAAGACGCAACACAAAAUGGCUUUGCGAAUUUAACGCUCGACUGAGAAGGAACGCUCACAGCACUAUCAGGAAUAUAGGGCGCUCGUUGAUUUCUGAAAUAAUAAAGACACAACACAAGAAACAAGCCUGGAAAUCAACGGCGGACAGUGGGGGGAAUUUGGGGACAGUCAUGGCGGGGGUGGGAGCCAGGGGGAGAAAGACGGGACUCCCGGGGUUCUGUUGGAAAACAUGCUAUUUCCACAUUCUCUUCUGGGUCGUGUCUGUUUGUGGAGAAGAGAGGACCUUCAUUGUUGAGACAUGGCUGAAGAACUAUGGCUAUCUGCUCCCGCCGGACAUCCGGACAUCAGACCUGCGAUCGGAGAAAGCCAUGCAGUCGGCGGUCGCUGCCAUGCAGCGGUUUUACGGUAUUCCAGUGACGGGAGUGCUUGACCAGACCACCAUCGAGUGGAUGAGAAAACCUCGGUGUGGAGUUCCAGAUCACCCUCACAUCAGCAGACGGAGGAGAAAUAAACGCUACGCCCUCACUGGUCAGAAAUGGAGGGAGAAAAAGAUCACAUACAGCAUACAUAACUUCACCCCCAAAGUGGGCGAGAAAGACACCCAGAGGGCCAUUCGCCAGGCCUUCGACGUCUGGCAGACAGUGACCCCGCUGACCUUUCAGGAAGUGGCCUACUCUGAGAUCAAGAACGAGGGUAAAGAAGCGGACAUUAUGAUCUUCUUUGCCUCUGGUUUCCAUGGUGACAGUUCUCCGUUUGAUGGAGAGGGAGGUUUUUUAGCUCACGCAUAUUUCCCUGGUCCCGGAAUUGGCGGAGACACCCACUUCGACUCUGAUGAGCCCUGGACAUUAGGAAAUGCAAAUCACGACGGCAAUGACCUUUUCCUGGUGGCCGUACAUGAGUUGGGACACGCAUUGGGUCUGGAACAUUCCAACGACCCCAGUGCCAUCAUGGCCCCCUUCUACCAGUACAUGGACACACACAACUUCAAACUGCCUCUAGAUGACCUUCAGGGGAUCCAGAAAAUCUACGGUAUUCCCACAGCCAUGCUGGAGCCCACCCGACCUCUUCCUACUCUGCCUGCCCGACGCACACACUCCACCUCUGAGAGGAAACACGACCGGCAUCGCCCCGCUCGCCCACCCUCUGGAGAUCGUCCGUUCUCUCCCGGUAAUGGAAAACCCAACAUCUGCGAUGGCAAUUUCAACACUAUGGCCUUCUUUCGACGGGAGAUGUUUGUUUUUAAGGAUCGCUGGUUCUGGCGUUUACGCAACAACAAAGUUCAGGAAGGCUAUCCCAUGUUGAUAGAGCAGUUCUGGAAGGGUCUACCUCCUCGCAUUGACGCUGCUUACGAGAGAUCAGAUGGCAAAUUUGUGUUCUUCAAAGGGGAUAAAUACUGGGUCUUCAAGGAGGUUACAGCAGAACCUGGGUAUCCUCACAGCCUGGUAGAGUUGGGCAACUCUCUGCCCCGCGAUGGCAUCGACACAGCCUUACGCUGGGAACCUGUGGGCAAAACCUACUUCUUCAAGGGUGACCAGUACUGGCGUUACAAUGAGGAGAAGCGUACGGCUGACCCAGGCUAUCCCAAACCCAUCAGUGUCUGGAAGGGCAUCCCUGAUGCACCGCAAGGAGCCUUCAUCAGUCGAGAAGGAUUUUAUACCUACUUUUACAAGGGAAAGGACUACUGGAAGUUUGAUAACCAGAAGUUAACAGUGGAGCCAGGCUACCCGAAAUCAAUCCUCAAAGACUGGAUGGGCUGCGAUCAGUCGGAAGUACAAAAGAACAAGGACCGUCACCUCCCUCAUGAUGAUGUCGACAUCAUGGUCGCCAUUAAUGAUGUACCCAGCACUGUAAAUGCAAUCGCUGUGGUCAUCCCGUGCAUCCUCUCACUGUGCAUUCUGGUCCUUAUAUAUACUAUCUUCCAGUUCAAGAACAAAAACGUCCAACAGCAAGUGACCUACUACAAACACCCCGUGCAGGAGUGGGUAUGACGGACUGGGGGGCGCGAUGGACCCCAAACGCUUGAGAACAUAAGUGAGGGCUACUAUGCUGAGGUUUGACCAGUGCCUGUUUUCUGAUCCUUCAACCUUGUCCUGGAACGGGAACAAAAUACGAGGCAAGGGAGCAUCUUCUUCCUUCCCACUUGAGACAAAACUUAACAACACAUAUUGCAAUUUUUUAGCAUGAGCCCAACGGUCAAAUCUUCU